AAUUUUAUAUACUUAUUUGAUAUCGCGAUUGCUACGCAUGCGCGAAACCGAGCUAAUUUCUCAUCACUCUAGAUAUAAAUAUGGAUCUCUAUUAGAAUCGUUAUAUAAAAUUUGUCUUAUUAAUCGAGGGUAAAGCGCAACUAAUCUCUUUCUCUCUCGUGAAUUGUCUAUACACUUAUAUGUCUUUUUAUUCUUUAUUGGUUUAACUCUUUAUAUAUGACGAUUAAUAGACUUAAUAAUCAUAAUCAUUAAUAAAGGAAGUAACUACAAAUUACAGAAGGAGAAAAUAAGCUCCCUAUGCAUCAGUUUGACGAUUAAACGAAUCAUUGAAAAUAUUUCAAACAUUAAACAAAAUGGAAAUUGAUGAUACUUAUAAAAAGCAUGAAAAUGAUGAUGCUAAAGAAACUUAUACAAACCUCAGAAAAUCAAUUCCUCAGUUGGAAGAAUUAUUUCAUAUACAUCACAAGGUUGGAGAAGGUGCGUUCAGUUCUGUUUUUCUGGCUACUCUGAAGUCUUCUAACAGAAGGAAAAAAUUUGCAUUAAAAUACUUGAUUCCCACUUGUCAUCCCGAAAGAAUCGAACGUGAAUUAAAAUGUCUUCAACAGAUAGGUGGUAAAGAGUACAUUGUUAAUCUAGAAUUAUGUUUGAGAAAUCAUGGCUCGGUAGUAUUUGUAAUGCCAUAUAUGAAGCAUGACAAAUUCCCAGACUAUGUGAAAGAUAUGACUGUUGAAGAAACAAAGGCUUACAUGAGAGCUUUAUUAAGUGCCCUACGAAGGGUUCAUAAGUUCGAUAUUAUCCAUAGAGAUGUUAAGCCCAGUAAUUUUCUCUAUGAUCGUACUAACAGAAAGUAUUUAUUAGUGGACUUUGGUCUUGCUCAACAAAGUACCACAGAGGAUUUUAAAACUACAAAAGAAACCAACAUAAAAAGUAUGAACAUAACACCAGCUGUCAAACGAAAAAGAUCGGACGAAAACAAUGUAAAUCUCCAGUUGAAUACCGUCGGGAAAAGGACUGGAGAUAACAAAUGUUACUGUUUUGGCAAACCAAAAGUUUGUUCGUUAUGUUUAACAAAACCACAGGAGCAAGCACCUCGUGCGGGUACACCAGGUUUUCGCGCUCCAGAAGUUUUAUUAAAGUAUUCUUCGCAAACCUCAGAUGAUUGCACAGCUUUAGCGGAAAUAACGUCGAUGUUUGGAACACAUAAUGUGCAGCAGUGUGCGCAAAAAUUAGGUAAAAAAGUUAUUUUUAGCAAUAAUUUACCAGGCAUUGACAUUAUGCCUUUGUGUCAAAAAUUACAAAAAAGAAAUAGAAGCAUGACAUAUGAUAAGGAUAGUACAUGCAAGAAGGUAUUGCCAGAUAUCGAGUAUCCCAAGGAAGCGUACCAUCUCUUGAUGAAGCUUCUAGACUUAGAUUACAAAACACGUAUCACUGCUGAUCAAGCAUUAUCUCAUCCAUUUUUGAGAGAGAGUUUAUGAUGUAUAAAAGAUAUAGUUUUUGUAAACUUGUGUAUAUUAUACAUUUGAU
Molecule: messenger RNA, 1524 nt
Organism: Harpegnathos saltator (Jerdon's jumping ant)
Lineage: Eukaryota; Metazoa; Arthropoda; Insecta; Hymenoptera; Formicidae
Product: cell division cycle 7-related protein kinase
Exons: 9
Coding region: 354-1475 (373 amino acids)
Biological process (GO): protein phosphorylation; mitotic DNA damage checkpoint signaling
Cellular component (GO): nucleus
Molecular function (GO): ATP binding; protein serine/threonine kinase activity
Source: RefSeq, a predicted model, not a curated record